AUGGAAGAAACUCCGUCUGGAAACGUUGAGCAAGCACAGUUACCUGUAUCAGGAUCGCCUUUACCAGUUAAAACAAAAAGUAAAAGAUCUAAAUGGGAGUCGGAAAGCGAGAAUGAAGAGGCUGGAGUACAGCGUAAGGCAGGAAAGAAAAAACGCGGAUCUAAAAAAACAAAAGUUUUUGAAAACGAAGAGGAAGUCGGCACUCUCAGUGAGACUGACGAGGCCAACCAGAAAAAGAAGCAAACAGCUGAUGAAGCUCAAACACUUGAGGCUUCUCAAUCUCCUGCACUGAACACAAGCACACCACCUGCAUUCGAGAAUGCCACAGAACCCAUGGAAGAAUCGCCUGUUCCUCAGCGAGAUCAGGCGGACCAAUCAGCCAGCGAAAAAGCUGGAACGCCCCGAAAACCAAAGCCACCAAUACUUGCCGGUUGUCGUAGUGUAGAUAAUUACGAGAAACUGAAUAGAAUAGAAGAGGGUGCCUAUGGUGUGGUUUAUCGGGCAAGAGAUAGAGCUACAGGAGAAAUAGUGGCAUUGAAAAAAUUAAAAUUAGAUAAGGAAAAAAAUGGAUUUCCAAUAACUUCUUUGAGAGAAGUGAAAACACUGCUACAAGCGAAACAUGCUAACAUUGUGAACGUACGUGAGAUUGUGGUUGGAGAGACUUUGACGCAAAUAUUUAUUGUAAUGGACUUUGUUGAGCAUGAUUUGAAAAGUUUGAUGGAAGAUAUGCAAAGCCCUUUUCUACAAUCUGAAGUCAAAACUAUAAUGAUUCAACUGUUGUCUGCUGUUGCUACUUUACAUGACAAUUGGAUUAUUCAUCGUGAUCUGAAAACAUCGAAUCUGCUUUUGAAUAAUCGAGGGCAAAUUAAGGUCGCAGAUUUCGGACUUGCGAGAUCAUACGGCAGUCCUCUUGGUCCCAUGACUGAUGUUGUUGUUACUUUAUGGUAUAGGGCACCCGAAUUGUUACUCGGGUCAAAGACGUAUUCGACUGCAAUUGACAUGUGGUCAGUUGGUUGCAUAUUCGGAGAGCUGGUCAAUAAAGAGCCUGUAUUACCUGGUAGAACUGAAAUUGAUCAAUUAGAUAAGUCAUUGCUUAUUAACAGUCUUUGCUCUACCAGCCACAGCACUCUAAGAAGUCGGUUUCCGUAUUUGACUGAGAAUGGGAUCGACCUCAUGUCGAAAUUGCUCACAUAUGAUCCAGCUAAAAGAAUCACAGCAGAGAAAGCGUUAAAACAUCCAUAUUUUAUGGAAAGUCCAUUGCCAAAGGAUUCUGAACUUUUUCCUAGCUUUCCUUCGAAGGGUGCAGGAGAGCGAUCCAAUAAUGCAUACCUUAUGUGA
Molecule: messenger RNA, 1338 nt
Organism: Paraglomus brasilianum
Lineage: Eukaryota; Fungi; Glomeromycota; Glomeromycetes; Paraglomerales; Paraglomeraceae
Source: the annotation of a GenBank genome assembly